Molecule: messenger RNA, 1795 nt
Organism: Lactuca sativa (garden lettuce)
Lineage: Eukaryota; Viridiplantae; Streptophyta; Magnoliopsida; Asterales; Asteraceae
Product: glutamate receptor 3.4
Cellular component (GO): membrane
Molecular function (GO): ligand-gated monoatomic ion channel activity
Source: RefSeq, a predicted model, not a curated record
UUUGCUCCGAAAUAGUUGUGUCAUAAAUAUUGCAACAAAUCACUCUCUUUAAUUAAUUUCUUCUCUCAAAGCGUGUUAAUAUUGUUCAUGAUUUUAAGAAUCAACAAGUCAACAAAUUUUAAGCUAUAAAUCAUUAAUCUCUAUAUAAUAUAAGAUACACGUCUGAGGGAUACAACUGCGCAACAUGGAGCACAAGGAGUGCAGUGUUUCCUUGGUGUUAUUAGCUGCCAUGCUUUGUGUUUAUUGCAGGAUUGACUUUGUGAAAGCGUCUAUAGUUAGAACAGAAAAAGGUUUCACUCACGAAGCAUAUUCGAAACUUGGUUUCACAAAAAUGAUGAUGAGUAGAGCCAUCCAAGAUACAUCUAGCCGUAGUAGAAGAUCUAUCGUGGAGAAAGGUGAUAGUGGAGACAGAGAUGUAUGUGCAGAAAUUAUAUGGCCACAACGGAACAAUCCCAAGAAACUGAAAAGUCCAUGCCCAACAUUAAAGGUGUGGGUGCCAAAGAAAGAUGGUUUCACUGAGUUCAUAAAAGUGAACGAGAAAUCAGAAGUCGAAGGUGGAUUCUCCAUAGCCAUAUUCUGCCAUGCAUUACAUUUAUUACCAUAUACUGUCAAACCCAUCUUCAAACCGUUCAUCAAUGGCACAGGGAAAAGUAGUGGUACUUAUGAUCAACUCGUUGAGCAUAUUAAAGGCAAGAAAUGUCAUGCUGUCGCAGGUGAUGUAACAAUUCGGGGUCAUAGAGCUCAACAUGUUGACUUUACAAUUCCCUACUUGAAUUCUGAAGUUUAUGUGCUUGCACAUGCUUCCCAUGAAUGGAACCAAACACUCUGGACUUUCUUAAAACCUUUCACCUGGAGACUAUGGAUCACAAUAGUUGGUGUAUGUCUCUUCACUGGGGUUGCACUUGCAAUUUUAGAAUACCGGGAGAAAAAUCCGAGCUUUUCAAGCCCAAUAUAUAACCAACUCAUAAUGGUUAUAUGGUUUCCCAUUUCCACAUUCUUCUUCCAGGAAGGAAAGAUACAAAAUAAAUGCUCCAAAGUUGUGCUUUUGAUCUGGCUAAGUAUGAUUUUCAUAGUUAUUCAGAUUUUCACAGCUACUUUGUCCUCAUGGUUAACACUAGAUCAACUACGUCCUAGAUUGCCUCCAACUUUUGAACAUGCUGGAUACCAAGAUGGUUCCUUUUUUAAAGAUCUAAUAACCGAAAAAUUCAAGUGUUCUGACAAGAACCUUUUACCUCUCAAAAGCGUUGAAGAAUAUAAAAGUGCUUUGACCAGUGGCAUCGUAAGUGUUGUUGUUGAUGAGCUCCCCUACAUUGAACUCUUUCUUGCUAAGUAUGGCUCUGAAUACAUGAAGUUUGGACCAAUAAACCAGGAAUCUGGAAUUGCAUUUGCAUUUCCUCGUGGAUCUCUUUUAUUGCAAGAUUUUUCUAGGGCAGUUAUUAAUGUUACUGAAAGUGAAAUUAUGAUGGAAAUGAAGAAAAAAUAUCUUGGGUUCUCUACUAAUGAUACAUCACAACCUAAUCAAACCCCACCACAAAGUCUUGAUGUUCAGAGUUUUAUUGGAUUAUUCAUAUUCAUGGGGACUAUUAUUGUAGGUGCCAUUAUCACGUCAGAAGUUUCCAUUAUGCGUAGAAACAAGAAAGUCCAUCCUGUAAAAUCAUCAACCGAUUUAUAGAUAUGAUCCAUCUACAACAUUACAGGUGGUAGGAACACUUAUAUAUCUACACUGCAACGUGUAUCUCUGUUGGAGUAAUUAAGAAUUUGGGCAUGUUUGGGAAUUUUCUUUAUUUUGGUUUAA